GGAGUUUGAAGCCCUAUUUUGCAGUCCUCACCUUCCUCAAGUUUUUUUCUCAAGCCUUCUUCGGAUCCAUUCUACCGAUCCGUUGGUUCUUUAAUCGCGAGACCAGCAGCCAUCUACGCUUCCACUUCGUCAUCAUGCAGGCCCCCGUGCUAGUCCUUAAUGAGUCCACAAAGAGAGAAACAGGAGGUCGGGUGCAUCAUGCGAAUAUCCAGGCCUCUAAGGCGGUGGCAGAUGUUAUUCGAACAACAUUAGGGCCCAGGUCUAUGCUUAAGAUGCUUCUCGAUGCCAGUGGAGGUAUUGUACUCACUAAUGAUGGAAACGCAAUCUUACGAGAGCUUGAUGUCUCCCAUCCUGCUGCAAAGUCUAUGAUAGAACUAAGUCGUACGCAAGAUGAAGAGGUUGGUGACGGAACGACGUCAGUGAUCAUUCUAGCUGGUGAGAUGCUGUACGUUGCCGAGCAGUUUCUUGAUAGGCAGUUCCACCCCACCGUUAUAUGCCGAGCUUAUACGAAGGCUUUGGAGGAUGCAGUCGCUGCUCUGAAGGAAAUUGCUUUUGACAUUGAUAUCACAGAUCGUACAAUGAUGUUGAAUAUUGUGCGAAGUUGUAUCGGCACAAAGUUUACAAGUCGGUUUGGAACUCUUAUUGCAGACUUGGCAAUUGAUUCCGUCGCUACUAUAUCUGUUGACCUGGGAAAUGGUCUUCGAGAAGUUGACAUCAAGAAGUAUAUCAAGGUGGAAAAGAUUCCAGGAGGGCAGUUGGAAGAUUCAAAAGUGCUUAAGGGAGUCAUGUUUAACAAGGAUGUGGUUUCUCCUGGAAAAAUGCGACGGAAGAUUUUAAACCCUCGUAUCAUACUUCUGGAUUCUCCUCUGGAAUACAAGAAGGGAGAGAAUCAGACUAAUGCAGAGAUCAUGAAAGAGGAGGACUGGGCUACGUUACUGCGAAUGGAGGAAGAGUAUAUUGAGCAGUUGUGUGUUCAGAUAAUCAAGUUUAAGCCUGACUUGGUGAUUACCGAGAAAGGAUUGAGUGAUCUGGCCUCGCAUUAUCUUAGCAAGGCAGGUAUUAGUGCAAUUCGCAGGCUAAGAAAGACUGAUAACAACCGUAUUGCCCGUGCCUGUGGGGCCACUAUUGUAAAUCGGCCAGAGGAACUUCAAGAGAGUGAUGUUGGUACGCGUUGUGGCUUGUUUGAGGUCAAAAAAAUUGGAGACGAGUACUUCACUUUUAUUGUCCAGUGCAACGAGCCGAAAGCUUGCACAGUCUUGUUGAGAGGUCCCAGCAAGGAUCUUUUAAACGAAGUGGAACGCAACUUAGCGGAUGCCAUGGGGGUAGCUCGCAACGUUAUUAAGGACGCAAAAUUGGUCCCAGGUGGAGGAGCCUCAGAAAUGGCUGUUUCAGCUAUAUUGAAGAAAAAUAGUAUGUCGAUUGAAGGCGUUGAACAGUGGCCAUACAGAGCAGUGGCGCAAGCCCUUGAAGUUAUUCCUCGAACUCUAGCUCAAAACUGUGGUGUGAAUGUGAUACGGACCAUGACUGCCCUUCAAGCGAAGCAUGCCAAUGCUGAGAAUCCUAUGUUUGGUAUUGAUGGCAACACUGGAGAAUUAACGGACAUGAAAGAACUCGGGGUGUGGGACUCGUUUGGAGUCAAGUUACAGACUUUCAAAACAGCGAUAGAAGCUGCCUGCAUGCUUUUAAGAAUAGAUGACAUUGUAAGUGGUAUUAAGAAGAAACAAGCCCCAGGCGCUGCACCCAAGCAGCCUAUGACAUCGACCGGGGAAGAUGUUGAUAGUGAGCAAAUGAUUCCGGAGUAGUUUUACGUAGAGUGAAAUGAAUGUUAAAAAUCCCUUAUGGAUCAGCACUACCUAUAUAUUUAUUGCUGCUGUCUGCCCAAAUUUCUAUGUGUUGGGGGAUACCGACUUAGAGGUGGAAUGCUGGUUACUUGAGUGACUUUAGGGCCUGCUUUAAACAUCCUAGUUUUGAACUAGGAGGGAAGAUGGAUGAGGACCUUGCCAGUAGUGAAUAGGUCUUCUGCUGCCGUCAGCAUCAGGGGUUAGCUUGCAUUCUUUGUCAGGGAGCUGAGUCAAAUUUUGAAGUUCGGUAUCGAAGUUGUUCCAAUUAAGUUUAAUGGGAAAUAAACUAUAGGAUAUGAUUCACAGUAUGGUAAUUGUAUUGGUACAAGCCAUAGUGGCUCUCUAGGUGGUUACUAACAAGUGGACCAGCAAUGGUUUAUCCUUGGGCGACAAGCCUUAUUCAUAGGCUUUUUCACAUUUGAAAGCGCGGAUUGGAGUUUGAUCCUAGGGGUGGUUUAUGGAUGAGGAUAAGACGAACAGUAUUCGACGAACUCAACCACUGAGAGGCCUUGGGACUUGGCGCGUGCAUAGACUGCUGUACGAGACUAUGCCUCUUAACGGGAGCGUUGAAUUCGAGCAAAGCUUUUGUUCUGGGAGCUCUGCCUCUUCAGCCCCGGAUGUGUCAUGAGUCUAGAUGGGGUGCUUGAAGCAGGUCUGCUUUUUUAAUUUUCACAAGGUACACUCGAUCUAAUUCAAAGCUGGUUGCAAGGGUGUUCACUGUAGCUUAUUCGACACCUGUCUUAGACAUUAUCUUAAUAGAUCCAUCCACACCUAUGUCAUGUGAUACCUUGUGCUGUGUGUCCUGUCAUUGCUCCCGGAGUACUGACAUAGUCACUUGUGUGAUCUGAUUCUUCCAUCCACCUAGGAUACAGGUGGCACUGGAUGGGGCCUGUCUUGUGGGUGUCGUACAUUGUUACUUAUAUUAUGGAGGUUCAAAUAAUUUAUUUA
Molecule: messenger RNA, 2789 nt
Organism: Physcomitrium patens
Lineage: Eukaryota; Viridiplantae; Streptophyta; Bryopsida; Funariales; Funariaceae
Product: T-complex protein 1 subunit gamma
Biological process (GO): protein folding
Molecular function (GO): ATP hydrolysis activity; ATP binding; ATP-dependent protein folding chaperone
Source: RefSeq, a predicted model, not a curated record